Nomia melanderi (Alkali bee) is the source of this 3214-nucleotide messenger RNA. It is a transcript of the gene ATPCL, whose product is annotated as ATP-citrate synthase. NCBI's taxonomy places the organism in Eukaryota, Metazoa, Arthropoda, Insecta, Hymenoptera, Halictidae. Gene Ontology annotation, cellular component: cytosol. The record is from RefSeq and is a predicted model, not a curated record. Gene Ontology annotation, molecular function: ATP citrate synthase activity. Gene Ontology annotation, biological process: citrate metabolic process; acetyl-CoA biosynthetic process; fatty acid biosynthetic process.
CCGGUUCUUCCUUGAUCUGUCGUAUGUAUAUCGGAGACAUCUCACUAAAUACUGCAUUUUCGUGUUCACCUGUAUAAACUACGAAUCGCAAGAACUUAACAAAAUGUCGGCGAAAGCAAUCCGAGAGGCAACAGGAAAGGACUUGAUUAAUCGUAAACUUCCAUCUGGCACAAGUGCAGUGAAAUGCAGAUUUGUGACCAUCACGGAAGAUACAAACUGGGCAGACGUUGUAAACAACAAUCCAUGGUUACAAUCGGAGAAGUUGGUUGUAAAGCCUGACCAGUUGAUCAAAAGGCGGGGAAAGCUUGGUUUGAUCAAGGUGAAUGCAGACUUGGCCACAGUGAAACAAUGGAUCGCUGGAAGAAUGAACAAGGAUCAACAAGUUGGAAAAGCGACUGGGAAACUUAGAACAUUUAUCAUUGAACCUUUUGUUCCGCACAAACAGGAAGAAGAAGCUUACGUCUGUAUCUAUUCUCAUCGAAAAGCCGACACCAUAUUAUUUCAUCACGAAGGUGGUGUUGAUAUCGGAGAUGUCGACGCGAAAGCUUUGAAACUGGACGUACCUGUUGGAGAAGGAUUGCCGGAUCAAGCUACGUUAAUAGAGAAGCUAUUAGUAAAUGUGGCAAACGAUAAAAAGGGAACUAUCGCAAAAUUUAUAGAAUCUCUGUACAAGCUUUACGUUAAUUUAUACUUCACGUAUUUGGAAAUAAAUCCGUUGGUAGUAACGGAUAAUGGAAUCUAUAUACUUGAUCUUGCUGCAAAAUUGGAUACUACCGCUGACUUCGUAUGCAGACCGGAUUGGGGAGAAAUUGAUUACCCGCCACCCUUCGGACGAGAUGCUUAUCCAGAAGAGGCCUAUAUUGCUGACUUAGACGCUAAAUCUGGAGCUAGCUUGAAAUUAACCAUUCUUAAUCCAUCUGGUCGGAUAUGGACAAUGGUUGCUGGCGGUGGUGCAUCCGUAAUUUAUUCGGAUACAAUUUGUGAUUUGGGUGCUGCGAAUGAGUUGGCCAAUUACGGCGAAUACUCUGGUGCACCUAGCGAGCAGCAGACUUACGAUUACGCGAAAACCAUAUUGAGCUUAAUGACAAAAGAGAAACGCAAAGAGGGAAAAGUAUUGAUUAUCGGUGGUGGCAUCGCUAACUUUACAAAUGUGGCCGCUACAUUUAAGGGUAUCGUUAAGGCGUUACAAGAGUAUCAACCGAAACUCGUAGAACACAACAUACAGAUAUUUGUAAGAAGAGCAGGACCUAAUUAUCAAGAGGGACUGAGAAUUAUACGCGAAGUUGGCAGAAGGCUCGGUAUCCCCGUUUAUGUAUUUGGUCCUGAAACUCAUAUGACGGCUAUAUGCGCAAUGGCGUUGGGCAAGAAACCGAUCCCCGAUCCCGAGGCUCAAGAAUUUUCCACGGCAAACUUUUUGCUACCGUCUGGUCAAGAUGUCGGUCCUACAGCUCCGUCGAAAAGUACUUCUUGUUCGCCUACCAAACAGCCCAAAUUAAAGACAAGCGACUCGGUCGAUGGAUCGGCGAACAAACUACUUUUCAGCAGUAAAACUAGGGCCAUUAUUUGGGGAAUGCAAACUAGGGCCGUUCAAAGUAUGCUAGACUUUGACUUCGUUUGUCGUAGAUCCGAACCAUCUGUAGCUGCUAUCGUAUAUCCCUUCACGGGCGAUCAUAAACAAAAGUUCUACUGGGGUCACAAAGAGGUGUUGAUCCCAGUUUAUAAGCAGAUGAAAGAUGCGAUGACCAAACACACGGAUGCCGAUGUUAUGGUCACGUUCGCAUCGUUGAGAUCAGCUUAUGAAAGCACUGUCGAGACCAUGCAAUUCCCUCAGAUUAGAACAAUUGCUAUUAUCGCCGAAGGUAUACCCGAAAAUAUGACAAGAAAGCUGAUUUUAAUGGCAGAACAGAAAGGCGUCACCAUCAUUGGUCCCGCUACUGUCGGAGGUGUGAAACCUGGCUGCUUCAAGAUUGGUAACACCGGCGGAAUGAUGGAUAACAUUCUGCACAGUAAACUCUACAGACCUGGAAGCGUGGCGUAUGUUUCCCGUUCCGGUGGAAUGUCCAAUGAAUUGAACAAUAUCGUUUCAAAAGCUUCGAACGGAGUGCUGGAAGGUGUUGCGAUCGGAGGAGAUCGUUACCCGGGAACUACUUUCAUGAAUCAUAUAAUGCGUUACCAACAAAAUCCGGAGGUGAAGCUCAUAGUUCUCCUGGGCGAAGUCGGCGGUGUGGAAGAGUACGAAGUGUGCGAAGCACUGAAGGCGAAGAGAAUUACUAAACCGUUGAUUGCUUGGUGUAUCGGUACCUGUGCCAGCAUGUUCAAUUCCGAGGUGCAGUUCGGCCAUGCUGGAUCGAUAGCCCAUAGCAACUUGGAAACGGCCUCUGCUAAGAACGCAGCGUUGAAAGCUGCCGGCGCGUAUGUACCCGACAGCUUCGACACUCUUGGCGAACUGAUUCACACCGUUUACGAGAAACUCGUCAAAGAAGGAGCGAUCGUCCCAGAACCGGAAGUUCCACCGCCAACCGUUCCUAUGGACUACAGUUGGGCCAGAGAACUCGGUUUAAUAAGGAAACCGGCCUCGUUCAUGACAUCUAUUUGCGACGAGCGCGGACAGGAAUUACUGUACGCCGGAAUGCCUGUGACCGAAGUGCUGAAGCAAAACGUGGGAAUCGGUGGUGUGGUCUCACUGUUGUGGUUCCAAAGGUGCUUGCCACCCAUGUAUUGUAAAUUCCUCGAAAUGUCUUUAAUGUUGACAGCCGACCAUGGUCCUGCCGUCUCAGGAGCGCACAACACUAUUGUAUGCGCUCGUGCUGGCAAAGAUUUAGUCAGCUCUUUGGUAUCCGGCCUUUUAACUAUUGGUGAUCGUUUUGGAGGAGCGUUGGACGGUGCUGCUCGUAUGUUCUCCGAAGCCUACGACGCUGGAUUACAUCCACAAGAAUUUGUAAAUAAUACACGUAAAAAGGGCAAACUGAUCAUGGGUAUUGGCCAUCGUAUAAAAUCUAUAAAUAAUCCGGAUAUGCGAGUAAAGCUCAUUAAGGAAUUCGUAAUGGAGAAUUUCCCUGCCAAGCCUUUAGUUGAAUACGCGUUAGAAGUCGAGAAGAUAACUACAAGUAAGAAGCCUAAUUUAAUUCUUAACGUGGAUGGUAUCAUUGCUUGUGCCUUUGUUGAUAUGCUGAGAAAAAGUGGAAGCUUCACUAGAGAAGAAGCACAGGAAUAC